Molecule: messenger RNA, 3316 nt
Organism: Perognathus longimembris pacificus (Pacific pocket mouse)
Lineage: Eukaryota; Metazoa; Chordata; Mammalia; Rodentia; Heteromyidae
Gene: Ckap2
Product: cytoskeleton associated protein 2
Exons: 9
Coding region: 75-2135 (686 amino acids)
Biological process (GO): negative regulation of microtubule depolymerization
Cellular component (GO): microtubule cytoskeleton
Source: RefSeq, a predicted model, not a curated record
GCGGUGGCGGCGGGACGUGGCGCGUGGGGACCGCUCCGGACCGAGGCCGGCGCAUUCGGGGUCUUCAGGCUGCAAUGACGACCCCGACGGUACCCCAGCAUUUGCAGCUGCCUGCUACUCAAAGAGCCCAGUCUGCGUUCCGAGAGCAAAGAAGACAGAAACUUGCAGAACAUUUGUUAAGACGAAAAACAAUGUUUUCAUACAAACAGGAAAAUAAAAUAUCCAGUUCUGGAGGUCAGAGAGUGAUGAUACCUGAGGACCACAUUCAAGAAGAGACAAAAGUUCUGAAACUUAAGGCAAAAAUGGAUGACAAAGAAAAUAUCAAAAGAAUUAUGGAGGAUAAACAUAACCCAGUGGAAAACCAUUUUGUUACUUUAAAACCUAAAGAAUUAACAAAUUCAACUACAACAAUUGAAACACAUAAUUUUGAGGAUAAUCAAAAGUUGUUACCAAUUAAAGAUAAUCCUCUAAGUCAAACUAUGACAUUAAGUCAGGCAUUUCAUUUUAAAAACAGUAAUAAGCACAAACAAGUAACUGUAGACAAACCAAAACAAGAUGCUAACAUGCCUAAGAAACCAGUGCUUGGAUGUUAUCGUGGCCAAAUUGUCCAGUCUAAGAUUAAUUCAUUUAGAAAACCUCUUCAAGUCAAAGAUGAGACUUCUGCAACAACAAAGAAACUUUCAUCUACUUUCUCUAAAGCCACAAAGCCUGAACUUGUGAACACCAGCAGUGUGACAGUGAGAAGUGAUAAAGUCUCCAAUAAGACUACUACCACUCAAUCUCUGAGCACUAAAUCUGUCAGCUCUACAUCUCAGCAUACACAACUUGUGCGGCCUUCUAUUAGAAGUCUCCAAAGUAGCACCCAUGACAUUGUGAAGCAAGGCACCAGCAGAACCUCUGCCAGUGUUACAAUCCGAAAAGGGCCUCCUAAAAAAGAAUCACUACAAUCAAAACCAGUUCUAUCUUCUGUAAAAACAGGUUCUCCUCAGGAUAUAAAAAGAUGUAAGGCACUAUCAAGAAACACAGCCUCUGAAAAUGUAGCCAGACCUGCUCCAUCUUUCAAUACCAAGCUAAUAGAAAAGUCAAAAACCAUUGACCACCGCAGACAUACUAUAAUAGCAAAGGCAACUGUUGAUAAAUCUGCUCCGCCCAAAGAAACUGCAGAAGAGAGAAAAGCUCGUCUGAGUGAGUGGAGAGCCAACAAAGGAAGAGUGCUGAAAAGGCCUCCUAACUCAAUUACCCAGCUUGAGCCUGAAGGACAAAAGGAAAAACCAGUUGCGUCUUUUUGGACUACAAUGGCAGAAGAAGAUGAACAGAGAUUAUUUACUGAAAAAGUGAACAAAACAUUUUCUGAAUGCCUGAGCCUGAUUAAUAAGGGAUACCCCAAAGAAGAAAUAAUGAGCACACUGAAUGACCUAAUUAAAAAUAUUCCAGAUGCCAAAACACUUGUUAAAUAUUGGAUAUGUCUUAUACGCAUUGAACCAGUCACAAGUCCUAUUGAAAAUAUUAUCUCAAUCUAUGAGAAGGCCAUUCUGGCAGGGGCUCAGCCUAUUGAAGAGAUGCGACAUGAAAUUGUAGAUAUCUUAACAAUGAAGAGUCAAGAAAAAGCUAAUUUGGGAGAAAAUACCAAGGAGACUGGUGUACCCAGUGAACAAAUCCAAGAAAUCUACAUUGAAGAUAAAGUUGUUGAUCUAGAGCCAGAAAAUUCGGAAGGGAAGAAUAAUAGAGAUGUGCUAUGUAAAGAUUAUGAGAAAGAGCAAGACCACAAAACAAAAGAUACAACUGAUGAUGUUGCAGCCCCUGAAACAGAAACAGGAGCAAGUUGCUUAAUUAAAUAUAAUAUAUCUACAACACCAUACUUGCAAAGUAUAAAAAAGAAGAUGCAACUUGAUGAAACAAAUUCUGCAUUUAAAGAUCUAAAGUUUCUAACACCAGUGAGACGUUCCAGACGCCUUCAAGAAAAGACUUCUAAAUUGCCAGAUAUGUUAAAAGACCACUAUCCUUGUGUGUCUUCACUAGAACAGUUGUCAGAGUUAGGGGGUGAAACUGAUGCUUUUGUAUGUCGUCCCAAUACAGCACUGUUUCCUAUGUUCUCUGAGACUGAUGGUACCACAGAUGAGCUAAAGCUUCCAUGAAGAAUGAGAGGUUUUGGUUUUCCUGGAAUAGCUUUUGUAAUUUGUGGUUCCCUUUGGUCUGGAGUUAAUCAACUGCCUUUAUUCUAAGUAUUCAUAGCAAUGAUUUCCUUUAUUAAUAUUCAUAUUAACAAAGGAAUAAAGGAGUUGCCCUUCUGAUGUUGCAAAGCUAUCCUAUGUUGUCAGUCUCAUGAGUGAGGUUUUCUUUAAUAUAGGUCCAUUUGUCAGCUUGUUUGCUGUGUUCCUUAAGUAAAAUGUUAGCUUCUUUACUUUAUUAAAUAUAAGUAAUGGUACAUCAUCAGAAAGUGAGAUAUUUGAGAUAAAAUGUGUAUUAUUGUCAUGUUUUAAAAGCUUGGUACACCUGUCUAAAUACAAUACCAACUGCUUUUUUUUUUUUGGCCUAUCUUUAAUAUGGAAGUGAAAAUUGAGACAGAUUGGAGCCCAGUUGGUGGAGUAUGUGCCUAGCUAGCAUGUCUUGGGCUCUGAGCUCAGUCCCUAACACUAAAAAAAAAACCCAAAAAAAACCCCAAAGUAAAACAUUGUAAUAUGUAGAACCAAUCCUUUCAAACAUUAAGACAAAAGGUUUAGCUUAUUUUCCCACCAGACUCACAUUACCUAGACUGUUGUGCUCUGUUGCGUCCCUUGAACUGCCCGAGGUUCUGCACUGUCACUUUGUAUCAGUGGGAGUGAGUGUGCAUCUUUGGCAGUGUGUGUACAUCUGUGGCAGUGAGCAUCUUGUGGCAUGCAUCUGUGACAGUGUGCCUCUUGUGGCAGUUAGUGUGCAACUGUGAGCAGACAUCUGUGGCAGCGAGUGUGCAUCUAGCAGUGAAUACUCAUCUGUGACGCCAUAUAUCUGGCAGUGAAUGUGCCUCUGUUGCAGUGAGUGUGUAUCUGAGGCAGUGAAUGUGCAUCUAUGAUGAGAGUGCACCUGUGGCGGUGAGUAAGCAUCUGUAGCCUCUUGACCUCCAUCUUUUCAUCACAACUGAGGCCUCAAAGAAAAGUUAGCUACACAUUUCUAAGAGAGUGUACCUUGUGUAAGAAAGUUUCAAAGUCUAGUCAUUCCUUUUGAAUCUUGACUACAUUGAAUGUCAAAAUUUUAACUUCUAUUUGGCUUCAUUUAAAGCUAAAUGGAACUAUAUUGAAAUUGAGUUGUUUAAAAAAAGUUGUUUUCUUCAUCAUAAUAU